Pochonia chlamydosporia 170 is the source of this 1002-nucleotide messenger RNA. Its product is annotated as prephenate dehydratase. The record is from RefSeq and is a predicted model, not a curated record. Gene Ontology annotation, biological process: L-phenylalanine biosynthetic process. Gene Ontology annotation, molecular function: chorismate mutase activity; prephenate dehydratase activity. The transcript has 3 exons. Bases 1 to 1002 code for a protein of 333 amino acids. NCBI's taxonomy places the organism in Eukaryota, Fungi, Ascomycota, Sordariomycetes, Hypocreales, Clavicipitaceae. Gene Ontology annotation, cellular component: cytoplasm.
AUGGCCUCAAACACUAAGCCAGUGGUCAGCUUCCUGGGUCCAGUGGCGUCCUAUUCGCAUCAGGCAGUUCGGCAAGUUUUCCCGGAGGAUAAAUGGGAAUUGAGACCCGUGAACACUAUAGAUGGUAAGUAUGUUUUCGAUGAGGUCCAGGAUCGUCAGGUCACGGCUGGUGUUGUGCCUUUCGAAAACUCCACCAAUGGCUCCGUGGUCUUCACCUUGGAUAACCUAGCCGACCGAGAUGGCCGGUACAAGGAUAUCACUGUUGACGGCGAAAUUUUCGUCGAUGUUCACCACUGCCUGCUUGGCCGCAAAAAUCCGGCAGGAAAGCUAGAUGAAUCUCACGAAGCUUCUGGAACUUGUACUCCAACCCUGACGGAUCCCAGUCCAUCUAAGCCCAAGUCGAAGCCUCUCAGCAGCCUCAGCCAUAUCAGACGACUUUACUCACAUCCCCAGGCCUUCGGACAAUGCAACGCCUUCAUAUCCACCUAUCUCAAAGGCGUGGAGAUUAUCGAUGUCAGUUCGACUAGCAAAGCCGCUGAAAUUGUGAGCCAAGACGAAACAGGCACGUGGGCUGCCAUUUCGAACCAGCUAGCUUCGAAUCUGUAUGGUCUUGACAUGUUGGGUAAGAAUAUCGAAGACAGAGAAGAUAACACAACCCGCUUCUUGGUAAUCGGGACCAAUCCUGCUGUACCGGACGAUUGGGACCUGCAGAAGCUGGCCAUUGCCAAGUCAGGGAGCAAGUCACUCGUUUCUUUUACGGUGCCACAUACAUCUCCUGGCGCGUUGGCUGAUGUGCUGGGUUGUUUCCGAGAAUUUAAUCUCAAUUUGACCAGUAUCAAUAGCCGACCUAGUCUUCUGGCACCAUUUCAGUACAUAUUUUUUGUUGAAUUCGAAGGACACAAGUAUGACGAUCCUGACGGUCGAGUGAAGGGGGCAUUGGAAAAGAUCAGCCGAGUUGCUCACAACUGGCGAUGGCUGGGAAGUUGGGAGCGAUAUAGGUAG